UUUUGGGUGAUUUUUAUUCAGAAGAUUUAUGGUUUUGAGUCAUGAUUACUACUUUAUGGAUAAAAUUUUCUGUCCGCAGUUUUUCUGUGAUUGCGUUUGAAAGUUUCUCGGAAAGUGUUGCAAAAACUCGCACAAUUUUACUACGUCAGGACAAAAAUAAUUCUUGAUGUAAGACAUUUCCUUCCACUUAAAAGAAAGUAGUUCUAUGAAGAAAAGGAAAACAAAUGUCUUUUUCAGAUGAGUCAUCUGUUAAUAAAGCAGAUUUUGAUGAUAGUGAAGAUGAUAUUGGUAGCUUAUUAGCUGAUGAUGAUGAUGAUAUAUUUUCAAAGAAAAAAUUUAGCAAGUCUCCAAAGAAACCUUUAGACUCCGUUGUUUCCCCAUCAAAAGCACCAUCGGAUCAUUCAAGUAAGAAAACAAAUGCCUUUGAGAUUGACAAUAUCAGUGAUGCACCAAAAUUUGGUCUUGUUAAAAGUUCCCCAAAACGUUCCAUAUCUCGGAAUAAAAGUAAAGAACUAUAUGAUGAGAAAGAUCAAGGGGUUCUAGAUGACUUAAAGUUUGAUAUUUCAUCAGCUUCAAAAGAAAAACAUUCUCCAAUAAAAAGCAAAGAGAGUACAUUUGAUGAGGAAGAAGACUACCUCCGUAGUCUGAAAACAAAUGAACUUUCAUUUGUUUCAACAAAGAAUUUCUCGGAUGACAACUUUUCAAAGGCAAACGUUUUCAGAGAUCAGGAUGAUGAUAUUCUAAAAGAUCUAGAAUCCAAGGGACCUGCUGCUUCUAAUACAGGCAAACGAAAAAGUAGCUCUUUUCUGGAUGAUUUUCUUAGUAAGCAAUCUCCUAAGCACACUGAACAAACAUCUUCUGAUUUGGAAACUGUGCGAACUGUUAGCAGGGAAAAAUCAAAAGAUCUUGAAGAAGAAGAAGAUAUUCUUGGAAGUUACAUUCCCUCAGCGACUAGAAAGCAAAGUCAAGGGAUCUUUGAAGAAACAACAUCAUCAUCAAGCCGAAGAGGAAGUUUAUUCAAGCAAGUUAGUUUUAAAGAAGAUUCUCAAGUGUCCCCUGUUCGUAAAGCCUCUUCUAUAAUAGCAGCGACUACAGAACCUUUUAAAAGUAAAAUUCCUGAGCCUAAAAGCUUAGUAUCAUCAAAGAAAGAAAAAAAUGUGAAUAAAGCCACUUUUGAAGCAAAAUCUGAUAAAAGUUCUCCUAAAAGAUCAGAAAAAAUGAAAUCUAAAGAAGAUGAAACUGACUGGUUAAGUUUUUUCAAAGAAAGUCCUAAGAAGUCCAGUAAACCUUCUGAAAGUCUGACGAAAGAUGUGGCUCAAAAAAGUGAAUUUUUUGAAAGCGCCCCUAAACUGAAUAGUAGAAGAAGAAGUUCUGGAGCGGAAUGGUUAGGUUUAAAUGAAUCAAAAUCUGAAAUAAAAGAAUCCAUAAUAAAGGAAAUGCCAACUGAGGAAACUGAUUGGCAAAUUUCUGGUGAUUUUUCUAAACCUCCUAGGCCAAAAACUACAGGAGAUAUAUCAGCUAGACCUAGACAAAAACGAAAUUUGAAUCCUUCUGUUGAGACCAAUUGGCUUCAUGAUGAUUUUGAAAAAGAUACUGGGAGGAAUGACUUAUUCACCAAAGACAAUGCAGAUGAGAAGCCAGUUAUUUUCCAAGGCACUCCAUCGAUACCAAUAUACUCUGAAAAAAGUAGCAUCAAUGAUGUUAUUAGCAAUAAAGCUGACCAAUUUUCAAGAAUCGCCAAAAAAGAAGAGUUGAACCUUCAAGCUUCUGGAUUCAAAGAAGUGCAUAAUAGUCGUCAUGAAUACAUGGCUCCAAAGAUGACAAACACUCCUCAGCAAAUGCUACCAUCCAAUAUGAAAAUUUCACAAGAAAGCAUGUCCCCAAACCCAUUAGCUGUUCCAAUUGAUAGCUAUCAAUAUUUUCAAGCAAAGCUAGCUGAAUGCAUGUUAGAAAAAGAUCAACUUGCUAAAUCUUGUGAAAAUUUGAAACUUACAUAUGAAGAAAAAAUUAAGGCGAUAGAAAGUGUGCAUAAAAAUCAGCUGUUGUCAAUGGAUGACUUAUCAAAGAUAAAAGAAAAUAGUUUAAAAACAGAGUAUGAAACUAAACUUCAAGCCUCUGAAGAGAAAGUAAAAUUACUAGAAGCUGAAAAGAUGCAGUUUGAGAAAAGUUAUAAAUCAAAAUUUGAAGCUUAUGAAGAGCAACAUAAAAAGGAAAUGCUUAGGCUAAAAGAUCUGCAUAGUCAGUCACUUGAAAUAAUGAAACAAGAUCAUGAAGAUGCUUUAAUGAGACUCAAAAGACUGAAGGAUCAGGAAGUAGAAGCUGUUCUAAGCACACAAUCCCAUUCAAGAUCUUUACAAAAUCUGAGUGAUCAAUUAGAAGCUCGGGCAGCCGAAUUAGCUUCAUUACAAGUUAAAAUUGAAGGAAAGUCUCAAGCAAUGCUUUUAGAAAAGCAAGCUCUUCUUGAGUCAAAAGAGAAAGAAUUAAAAGCACUGCAAAGCAGACUUCACAAACAGCUUGAAGAUGGAGAAGAAGAGAAAAUACGUUUGCAACAACUGGUUUUGAGAUUAGAGAGCCGUCUCCAAAAAAAUACAAUUGAAGGGGAAGAAGAUCGUUGGGAAGUUCAACAACUGAAAGCAAAAUUGAAUAUUCAACAGAAGCACAUGGAAGAAGAAUAUAAAUUGCACCAACAUCAAUAUGAAAAAGAAAAGGAAAAACUUCGCAUUUCUCAGGAUUCAUUACUCCAUGAGCAAAAGACAGUUCUUCUUCAAUUAGCCCAAGAAAGACAGCAGUUAACUCAAGAAAAAAUUGAACUAGCCUCAUUGAACAAAAAGCAAAAAGAAGAUGAAGCUAAACUAAAUGUCCGAAAGCUCAAGGAAGAAAGCAUGAUUGAAACUCAGAAACGUGCCCUCCAACAAGAAGAAAGUAAACUUUAUUUUGAAAAAGAACAAGUUCGUCAGACCUCACAGCAGUUAGAAAGAGAGCAAGAGCAACUGCUUCGAGAAAGACAACAAUUGAAUGAUGAAAGAGAAAAACUUAAUAACCUUCAAGCAACUAUAAGGAAGAAGACUCAAGACUUGGAAGAAAUGACUUUGAGGAUGGCUGAAGAAAAAGAGCAAUGUCGCUUGGAACGUGAAACAGCUGAAAGAAUUAAAACUGAACACCAAUCCAGAUUGCAACAUUAUGCACAGCAGAUGGCAAUGAUAAUGGACAAAGAAAGGCAAAUCUUGAUGGAAAAAGAAAAACUUACUGAAGAAAAGAUUGAAUUGGAGAAUAAAAAAAAUUCCAUGUUGUGUAACAAAUGUAAAAUUUCAGCUGAACUUCCAGUAAGCAGUCCUUACAACCCGGUGAACCCUGUAAAUGCAUUAGGGCCUAUUGUUCAAACAACUCAAGCACCACUUCUCAAUGGUAUGUCUAACAACCCUCAACUUUUUGGCAGGGAUCCCAGUCUUGUUGUUUGGUAUGUUAAUGCACAAAGGGAUCAGGAUUUCUUACAACAUGAAUUGGCUUUCAUAGAAUCAUUGAAGAGCAAGAACAAAAAGGGCUAGGAACAAAUCCCAACAAGAAAGAAAUAUAGUUUUUGUUUAAUAUUGAAAGGUGUAAU
This is a messenger RNA of Uloborus diversus, 3601 nucleotides long. It is a transcript of the gene twy, whose product is annotated as fas-binding factor 1-like. The coding region runs from base 225 to 3545 and encodes 1106 amino acids. The transcript is spliced from 19 exons. Gene Ontology annotation, cellular component: centriole; ciliary transition fiber; ciliary basal body. Lineage: Eukaryota; Metazoa; Arthropoda; Arachnida; Araneae; Uloboridae. The record is from RefSeq and is a predicted model, not a curated record. Gene Ontology annotation, biological process: cilium assembly; establishment of epithelial cell polarity.